Cherax quadricarinatus is the source of this 5397-nucleotide messenger RNA. The record is from RefSeq and is a predicted model, not a curated record. NCBI's taxonomy places the organism in Eukaryota, Metazoa, Arthropoda, Malacostraca, Decapoda, Parastacidae.
CAUCCUGACAGAGGACCAGAGGGACUCGGCCACAGAGUUGGCUUUUAAGUACGCAGUCUACCAGAUCAACAACGACCGUGUUAUACUACCCAACACGACCCUCGUCUUUGAUAUCCAGUACGUGCCUCGCGACGACUCCUUCCACACGGCCAAGAAGGCUUGCAAGCAGAUAACCUUCGGAGUCCAGGCAAUGUUUGGACCGUUCGAUCCUCUCCUUGGAUCACAUAUCCAGUCCAUCACUGACGCUCUGGAUAUCCCACAUCUGGAGGCCAGGAUGGACAUAGAGCCUCAGGAGAAAGAGUUCAGUAUUAAUCUCUUCCCCUCACACAUCUUCCUCAACCAGGCCUACAAGGACAUGAUCCAGUUUCUGAAGUGGAAGAAAGUGGCCAUCGUCUACGAGGAGGAUUUCGGUCUCAUGAAGUUACAGGAGAUAAUUCGGUCUCCGCCGAGUAAAAACGUCGAGAUGUACAUCAGACAAGGACAUCCGGACAACUACAGGGACAUCCUGAAGGAAGUCAAACACAAGGAAAUCUUUAGUAUUAUCGUUGAUACCUUACCCAGGAACAUGCGUCUCUUCUUGCGUUGUUUGCUUCAGCUACAAAUGAAUGACUACCGAUAUCACUACCUCUUCACUACCUUCGACAUUGAGACGUUCGAUCUUGAAGACUUUAAGUACAACUAUGUUAAUAUGACGGCCUUCAGGAUAGUGGACACCAGUAACUCGCACGUUCGGAAGAUCCUUCACGAUAUGGAGAAGUUCCAGCCUUUCGGUCAUUCCAUUCUUAACAAGUCUUCCAUUAUCAAGGCAGAACCAGCCCUCAUCUAUGACAGCGUCAACGUGUUCGCUAAGGGUCUUCACGCUCUGGAGCGCUCCGCCACUCUCAGUCUAGCCAACCUCUCCUGUGAGAACGAGAAGCCCUGGGGAGACGGAUCUUCACUCUUCAACUACAUCAAUGCCGUAGAGUACGACGGCCUCACUGGACCUAUCAAGUUUACUGAAGGCAAGAGAAGUAACUUUAAGUUGGACAUACUGAAGCUGAGAAAUGAGGAACUUAUUAAGGUGGGAGAGUGGACGCCGGAGCGUCAGAUCAACAUCACGGACAGACAAGCGUUCUUCGAGGGGGGACGUCCCAACAUUACCCUGAAGAUCAUCACCAUAGAGGAGAACCCGUACGUGAAGAUCCGCAGGCAGAAGAACCUUACCGGGAACUCCCGGUUCUACGGGUACUGUGUCGACCUGCUCGACCAGUUGGCUGGGAUGGUUGGAUUCAAUUACGAAAUCGAAAUUCAACCUUCUGGGAGAUACGGUUCUUAUAACGAAACAACAGGAGAGUGGGAUGGUCUGGUCAGAACCAUUAUGGAGAAGGAGACGCCCUUCGUGAUGACCAAACUCGCCAAGAACAUGACAGGGAACGGCCGUUACGAAGGCUUCUGCGUGGACCUCAUCAGACAGGUGUCCACCAUGGCCGGUUUCGAGUAUGAAAUUGUCGUCUCUGGAGAUGGCUUAUAUGGUCUUAUCGACACCGAAACCGGGGAAUGGAAUGGUCUGGUCAGGGAUCUGAUAGAUAAGAAAGCUGACCUGGCUGUAGGAUCUAUGACUAUCAACUACGCCAGAGAAAGUGUAAUAGACUUCACCAAACCGUUCAUGAAUCUUGGGAUCUCAAUUCUCUUCAAGAUACCCACAAGCCAGCCCACACGACUCUUCUCCUUCAUGAAUCCGUUAGCAGUGGAGAUCUGGCUUUACGUCUUGGCUGCCUACGUUCUCGUCUCCUUCACUAUGUUCGUCAUGGCUAGAUUCUCCCCUUACGAGUGGAACAAUCCUCACCCCUGCAACGCCGAGAGUGACGUGGUGGAGAACCAGUUCAGUGUUAGCAACUCCUUCUGGUUCAUAACUGGUACGCUGCUUCGUCAGGGUUCUGGUCUCAACCCCAAGGUACCUCAGAGAGUCCCUACUCAGCUGUUUAGCUUUAUGAACCCCCUGGCGGUAGAGAUCUGGCUCUACAUUAUGGCUGCCUACAUCGUCGUGUCCACUACCAUCUACAUCGUGGCCAGGUUCUCCCCCUACGAGUGGCACAUUCCCGGCCCUUGCUACGACAACAGGGAGUUCAUGGAGAAUGACUUCACGUUAAGCAACUCCUUCUGGUUCACCAUCGGAACGCUCAUGCAACAAGGGUCUGACCUGAACCCCAAGGCUGCCUCUACGAGGAUCGUGGGAGGCAUCUGGUGGUUCUUCACCCUCAUUAUCAUCUCUUCCUACACUGCUAACCUCGCUGCCUUUCUCACCGUUGAACGGAUGAUCACCCCUAUUGAGAGCGCUGAGGACCUCGCUGAGCAGAGUGAGAUCGAGUACGGUACUCUAGAAGGCGGCUCCACCAUGGCCUUCUUCAGGGUUGUGUGGACAGAUUCCAAGAACGAAACCUAUCAGAAGAUGUGGAGAUACAUGGAGAGUAAAAGACCAUCAGUUUUCGUCCCUACGAUUGAGGAUGGAGUGAAACGAGUUCUUCAGGGUAACUACGCCUUUCUGAUGGAGUCAACCAUGCUGGACUACACCAUCCAGAGGAACUGUAACUUGACGCAAGUUGGUGGUCUUCUUAACUCAAACUCUUACGGCAUAGCGACACCCAUUGGCUCUCCCUGGAGAGAUAAGAUCUCUCUGGCCAUCCUGGAGCUGCAGGAGAAGGGUGUCAUCCAGAUGUUGUACAGCAAGUGGUGGAAGAACACUGGAGACGUCUGUAACAGGGACGAGAAGAACAAGGACUCGAAAGCUAACGCUCUGGGAGUGGAGAACAUUGGAGGAGUGUUCGUGGUGCUGAUGUGUGGCCUGGCGCUGGCUAUAGUGGUGGCUAUCCUGGAAUUCUGUUGGAACUCCCGCAAGAACGCUAACUCCGACCGGUAUUCAGACGACGACGACAACGACGAAGGAGACGACAAGGAGAGACGAGGAGACGAGGAGGAAGAGGAAGAACUGGACGAGAAAGGCGAGAAAAUACUUCGUCCGCGAGUGGUUCGUCCACAGCAGCAGUCGUUGUGUUCAGAGAUGGCAGAGGAGCUGCGGUUUGCCAUGCGCUGCCAAGGGUCUCGCCAGCGUCCUGCGCUCAAGAGAAACUGCUCCCGCUGCGCUCCAGGCACCACUUAUGUGCCUGCAGCCACCGACCUGCCGCAGGCCAAUGGCGUGAGUGCCUUCUUCGUCUCCCCAGGAUCGUGUUCCAGCCAUCGGCACUCCCGUGGCACCGUCGACAACGCUUCCGCCGCCGCCGACACCGACUCUCUGCCCACCGACAUUACCCCGCCUCCGCCAGCACCGCCGCCUCCCUUCUCCUUCCCUUCAGCUGUGCCCUCCACUUAUGGCUCAAGGCAAUCCUCCAUACCCCUCCCUCUACCUUCCUCCUCCCUCACUUCCCUCCCGCCUCCUCCAUCACCUCUAUCUUGCUCGUAAAAAAGUGCCUGGAAGGAAUUUCUCCCAUUAAAUAUAACAUUAGAGAACCCAACUCACACAGACUUAAUUUAGAUACGAAUUUAAAUAAAUAUUUACCUCUCUUGCGUUCUGUUUCCUUGAUAAAUCAGACACAUGUGUAACACUUUGGUACCUUUAUUGCGGAAACGUUUCGCCACACAGUGGCUUCAUCAGUCCAAAGAAGAAUGGUUGAAGCUCAGAAGGAGUUUGAGGUAAUCAGUCCCUCAACCUGAAGUCGAUGUAAUCAGUCCAUCAAUCUCUAAACUAUUUAUUUACACUGUUUUCUUAUCUGACUUACCCAUACACGAUCUCUCACCCAUACAAGAAAGAUAAUGGGGGGCACUCGCAGCCCAUAAGGGGUGAAAAAAUGGGUGACAAAUAGUUUUCGACCAUUAUCUCUCUUACCACAUUACCAGCCUCACUGGUUAAAGGUUCAGAGAGGAAUUAGCUGACGGUGGCUCGAGCCUUCACCACUCCUAGCACUGAAUAACCCAUACAUGUCCAGUGCUUCAUGACAUACAUCUCACACUUAUUCUUUUCCCCUAUAUUCUCAAAUUAAUGUCUAUAUUUCCUACCUUUAUCAGUUCUCAGAUCUUUCUCCUUCAUCUUACAAAGAUUUCCUGGUAUUUAUCCCCCUCCAUCUUUAUUGGUUCUCUCUCUUCCUCCCAUGGGCGUAUUUUCUACAUUAUGACUCACGAAAUCGUAAUGACACAAAUGCAAACAAACCACGGAACGGUUUGGACUCGAACUAAUGACUUGGAAGUUUUAGGACUAGCUUGCCAUGGGUUCGAGUCUCCUCCCCCGCCUGCUCGUUUAUCAAUCUAUUUCUUUUCUUAUUGAGGCAUUAUCUUCUAUCUUUAUCAUUUCUUUCUCACGUCUCUCUCCUACACACCUCUCCCAUUAUCCUCUCCCAUGUAAUUCCCUCGCAUAUACUCUCCCACAAACCAUUUCUCCAAUAUAUCCUUCUAUAUAUCUUUCGUAAUGUAAGACAUACUCUCCUACAUGCCCUCUAAUAUGUUUUCCCGCAUACCCUGCCAACAUAUUCUUCCAACAUACCCUCUCUACAUACCCUCCCAGUAUACUCUCCCAAUAUACUCUCCCAACAUACCAUCUCAAAUACCAUCCCUACAUACCCUCCCAAAAUACCCUCUCAGCAUAUCCUCGCAACAUACCCUCCCCACAUACACUCCAAACAUACCUUUCCAACAUACCCUCCGAACAUUUUUCUCCGAAUAUACUCUCCCAACAUUCCCUCUUAACAUACCCUUCCAACAUACCUUCUCAAUAUACUCUCAGAACAUACCACAUACCCUCCAACAUACCCUCUAACAUAUUCUCUCAACAUUCCCUCUCAACAUACACUCCCAACAUACCACAUACUCUCCAACAUACCCUCCAACAUACCCUCCCAACAUACCACAUACCCUCCAAUAUACCCUCUAACAUACCCUCCCAAAAUACCACAUACUUUCCAACAUACCCUCCAACAUAAGACUCAUUAGCACCUAAUUAUAGGGGCUAGACCUUAAAUACACACCUAAUUACCUGCGACUCUCACUAAUUAGCCUCAAUAACACCUAAUUAUCAUUACCAUAGAUUUUAUAUUUUGGGGGCUUUAAACCCGCAAGGGGGUCAGAAAGCUCCAGUUCCUCGGAUCAAAGAGAAGGAAAAUAAAAAAAAAUUCCCCACAGUAUUUUUUUCCCGACCACAGGCAAUAAAUUCCCUGGUUUCACCCCUGUUGGGAGUUUCUUCCCCGCUAUUAUUCCCUAAAUUUUUUUCUCCUUUGAUAGAGGGAUUUUUUUUAUAGGAUUUUGUUACCUUUUUCUUCCCCUGUUUUUAAAAGGUAUUUUUUCCUGUCUUUACUUUGGGAAUUUUCCCGUAUUUUUCCUUCAAUUAGGGAAAAAUAAGUUUAUGUCCCUUAAUUAUAUUUGUUUUACCCAAAU